AUGCUUUCGCUCGGCCUGAUCGCCGCGUCUGCUGGCACCGAGAUCCGCUACAACGAGUACAGCGCGUCGCCCACCAUCGGCAACGGCAACGGCGAAAUUGACGGACCAGCGAGCGAGUUCGGCGCGAUGGCAAUCUUCAUCGACAGAGUACGAACGCUAACACGCAAACUUGAUGGCGAGCAGGAGGUGGUCUUUAAGCCAGACCAAGGCACUCCUCGCUCCCUCAACGCGCUCCGACCCGGCGUGCAGUUCAGCAAUGGCGAUGCCUUCAGCGAACCUAGCUGGGGCUUUCUAUACAAUUCGAUGCCAUUUGCGAUGAGCUUCUCCGACAUGCUCCUCUUCCUGUACAAGAAAGACGGCAUCAAUCUCGCACAGGGAAUCCUCGACGCUCGCAACGGCACGCAAGUGGCCUUCCCGGUAGUCAGCAGCACGAUGCAAGGCUCCGGCUACUUCCCAAAGCCACUUGGCAGGCCGCUCUGCCGCGAGGGCGACGCCGAGUGCCUCGCUCACGGCAAUGGCAUCGGGCUCGCUGGCCUUUGCACGUCGGGCUGGGAGAUCCGAUACCUCAACACCCCCGAAGACGUGCUCCGCAAGGCUUGCGACAUGCUCGUUGGAGACGGGAACAACUUGAAGUUCUCCCCACCAACUGGAGGAGUGGCGCCUCUGAAGCUGAUGCAGAACCGCUCCAUCCAAGGCUUUGAGUUUGUCACCCCUGUGGACGACCUCCAAGAGUUCUUCCCAAUCAACGCUGAUCCAUCGGUUCUGGACUGUGAGAACGAGCUCGAUGACUGCACACAAAACAUCGGCCAGAUUGGAGCGCGCUAUGCGCACUACCCUGGCUGGCACCAACCCUUCCUCUUCUCGUGGAUGCACAUCGACAAGAGCGUCUGGGAGGGGCUGAGCGAAGGGCAGCGCCUCGCCAUCAAGUUCGCGGCGGGCCAUUCUGUCAGCAAGAGCCACACGACGACCGAGUCGAUGCAGUGCCAGGCCCUGCGGCAGAUGAUCGACUUCAACGAGAACACCUCCCAGCUCAACCGGGACGGCUCUGAGAGGGACGAGAGCGCUCGCAUCACCGUUGUCCCGUGGCGCGAGGAGGACCUUGAGACGCUCAGGGAGGCAACCACGGCCCACAUGGAGUCGCUCAUGGGGCCGACGGGGGAGGCGAGGGAGUUUGCAAUCGUCUACAAGGCGAUGCACAAGGUGGCGGGCAUCCCGGUUGCUCCGGGGGAUCUCGGGCCGUUCCCCGGCGAGUCGUGCGCGCUGGAGUCCAGCUCCGCUUCUUGA
This is a messenger RNA of Emiliania huxleyi CCMP1516, 1284 nucleotides long. RefSeq lists its product as hypothetical. Lineage: Eukaryota; Haptophyta; Isochrysidales; Noelaerhabdaceae. The record is from RefSeq and is a predicted model, not a curated record. The transcript has a single exon. Bases 1 to 1284 code for a protein of 427 amino acids.